This is a messenger RNA of Dendrobium catenatum, 3039 nucleotides long. RefSeq lists its product as uncharacterized. Bases 1 to 3039 code for a protein of 1012 amino acids. The transcript has 3 exons. Lineage: Eukaryota; Viridiplantae; Streptophyta; Magnoliopsida; Asparagales; Orchidaceae. The record is from RefSeq and is a predicted model, not a curated record. Gene Ontology annotation, molecular function: RNA-DNA hybrid ribonuclease activity; nucleic acid binding.
AUGGCCAUCCGAGAUGAAGAGAAUGUUAAGUGGCCAAAUCCCUUAAAGCCAAAAUCAGGAAAUCAAGAGCAAUACUAUCACUUCCACCGUAGCCGUAGACACACAACUGAAGCAUGCAAACAACUUAAAGAGGAAAUCGAGAGACUAAUUCGACAAGGUUACCUUGGUCGGUUCAUAGCAAACACACCCAGUCGUAAUGACAUUCCUCCUGCUGGGGGGCAACCGACACAAAGACAACCUCAAAAUAAUCGUCAAAUGGUUGGAGAGAUCGAGACUAUCAUUGGGGGUCCAUUAUUAUCCAACCAAGUCUUACUUGCGGUGAACGAGGAGCCAGCACAAAAGAAAGUUCGUGCUGACAAUUGUAUCACUUUUGAUGAUGUUGAUCUAGAGGGCAUUCAGAUCCCUCAUCAGGAUCCACUUGUAAUUAACGCGGGGAUUGGUGAUCCAUGCUUUAAUGUCAAAAGGAUCUUAGUUGAUAAUGGGAGCUCAGUGGAUGUCCUAUUUUACUCUACUUUUCUUAGUAUGGGCCUUGUGAGGGAAAAGCAUCAGCCAGUUGCAGGACCAUUAUAUGGGUUUGAUAAUCGACCUGUACGAGUAGAAGGGACGAUUAGCCUCCCAAUAACACUUGGGGAAUUUCCUCGGCAAACUACUCAUCAAAUCCAAUUCAUCGUAGUAAAAUCAGAAUCAGCUUACAAUGCUAUUUUCGGGAGACCACUACAAUCAAUUUUUGGAGUUAUUCUCUCUAUUCCACAUCUCAAGAUGAAGUUUUUAACCCCACAUGGGAUUGGCGUGGUGCGUGGAAAUCAACAAAUAGCACAAUCAUAUCGUCAACAAGCCAUUGAAGAGGAAGUUGAUAAACUCUUGGAGGUUGGACUUAUACGAGAGGUACACUAUCCCGCAUGGCUGGCAAAUGUUGUCAUGAUUAAGAAAGCUAGUAGAGCUUGUAGGAUGUGUGUGGACUACACAAACCUCAAUAAAGCUUGCCCGAAGGAUAGUUUUCCACUCCCUCGUAUUGACCAACUAGUCGAUGCCACGUCUGGGCACCAAAUGCUGAGCUUCAUGGAUGCAUACUCUGGCUACAAUCAGAUAAAGAUGGAUCCCAUAGAUGAGGAAGCAACAGCUUUUCAGACGAAUAAAGGACUAUACUGCUAUCGGGUCAUGCCAUUUGGACUCAAGAAUGCUGGAGCCACAUAUCAACGCCUUAUGAAUAAGGUUUUUAAAGAUCUUAUAGGGCGAACUAUGGAGGUAUAUGUAGAUGAUAUGCUGGUAAAAAGUCUUAAAAAAUCACAGCAUAUCUCUGACUUAGAACGAUGCUUCUCCCUCCUUCGAUCCUAUGGCAUACGCCUCAAUCCUGCCAAGUGCACAUUCGGAGUCACCUCAGGAAAAUUCUUAGGUUUUAUGGUUACACACCGUGGGAUUGAGGCAAAUCCUGAAAAGAUAAGGGCACUAAGAGAUAUGGUGCCCCCAAGGAGCAUUAGAGAAGUGCAACGUCUAAAUGGAAGAAUUGCAGCUCUUUCUCGUUUUUUGGCUCGCUCAGGUGAUAAAUACUUGCCCUUCUUUAAGACACUAAGAGGAGCCUGUAACUCAGGAUUCAAAUGGACAGAUGAAUGCCAGGAGGCUUUCGAACAGCUCCGAAUUUAUCUAUCCUCACCUCCACUACUUUCAAAGCCAGUACCAGGAGAAAUGUUGUACAUAUAUAUGGCUGUCUCCUCGCAUGCUAUAAGCUCGGUCUUGAUCCGAGAGGAGAAUGGUAUUCAACGUCCCGUCUAUUAUGUUAGCAAUGUCCUUUCUGAAACGGAAAUACGUUACCCGUUAGCAGAUAAGACGGCUUUGACAUUAAUCUUCUCAGCCAGAAAAUUACGCCCCUAUUUUCAAGCUCACACGAUUGGGGUCUAUACAAACCUCCCAUUAAGAAAUAUUCUCCAAAAGCCCGAAGCAUCUAGAAGAUUAAUCAAGUGGUCAGUGGAACUUGGAGAAUUUGACAUCCAUUUUCUUCUUAGACCCGACAUCAAGUCACAAGUGCUUGCAGACUUUGUGGUCGAAUGUACCAACCUUGCCUCUGAUGAACCGCUAGUCACUCCUCCUCUUUCACCUUGUUGGACACUAUAUGUUGAUGGAGCCUCUGGGAGUUCUGGUGCUGGGGCUGGAAUCUUAUUGAUCUCUCCACAACAAGUCACUUUCGAAUAUGGACUUCGGCUGAAGUUUCCUGCUAUAAAUAAUGUUGCUGAGUAUGAAGCUCUUAUUGCAGGAAUACGAUUGGCUAUAGACUAUGAGGUCCAAAAUUUGAUGAUUCAUACUGAUUCUCAACUUGUUGCCUCUCAAGUUGAAGGAGAAUUUGAUGCCCAUAAUCCAUCUUUGGCACAAUAUUGUGGUAUAGCAAAGUCACUUCUUACUCACAUAAAAAAGUAUCAAAUUGUUCAUGUACUCCGGGAGCAGAAUGCCCGUGCAGACGCCCUCUCAAAGCUCGCUACAUCAGCAACAAUGGACCUUUUCAGAAGAAGUUAUAUCGAGGAAAUACACUUCCUGAGCAUCGAAGGUCCCUGGAUUAUACAAUCCAUUGAUGAGACAAGAGAACCGUCUUGGAUGGAUCCUAUCUUAUCAUUCUUGCAAAAUGGUGUGCUGCCCGAAGACUUGACAGUUGCAAUGCGACUCCGAAGGAAAGCAGCUAACUUUACAAUUAUUGGUGGAGAAUUAUACAAGCGAGCCUUUACCGGGCCAUAUCUUAAGUGUCUCCCACCAUCAGAGGCCGAUUAUGCGCUACGGGAAGUCCAUUCAGGUAUAUGUGGAGAACACUUAGGAGGAAAAGCGCUUGCUCUUAAGAUUAUGAGGCAAGGGUUCUACUGGCCCACGAUAAAACAAGAUGCAUUGGAGUUCGUCCAAAAAUGUAAUAAUUGUCAGCUGCACGCCAACCUCACCCAUUCACCUGCUGUGGAAAUCUCAUCACUUCAAAGCCCAUGGCCUUUCGCCCAAUGGGGGAUAGAUAUAAUAGGACCCUUUCCUAUAGCUUCCGGACAACGAAACAAAGAUCAUUACCGAUAA